Molecule: messenger RNA, 1755 nt
Organism: Arctia plantaginis
Lineage: Eukaryota; Metazoa; Arthropoda; Insecta; Lepidoptera; Erebidae
Source: the annotation of a GenBank genome assembly
AUGACUUCCUUGGUGCCACUAAAACUGACAGAUGGAGAUAAUACUUUAUGGAAUAACCCUAAACCAUGCUCAUUUUUGUAUUGUCGUCCAGUACAGUUUACUUUUGUAAAGGAGAGCGAAGCAGUUGUCAUUGAUCUUAAAAGACAAAUGGAUUAUGAAAUUAAGACCCUUAUCCCCUCAAAGUGCAGUAAUGUUAACAGGGUGACUCAUCAUCUAAUGAUGACAAUGAUCGACGCUAAAGUCUGCACGUACCUUUCUGAAGCCAGAUCAAAUGCAACGUGCUACCUGUGCUUAGCAAAACCUACAGAAAUGAACCGCUUAGAUGCUGUAACAUCAAAGAUUGCACGAUGGGCAGCGAGAAGUAAUGAGCACAAAGAAAUGUUGCACAUAAGAAAAAAAUGUAUUCAAAAUAAAUUCAAAGAUGAGCUCAAUUUGUUGGUUGAUAUAGUGAAACAAGGCUCGGGAACUAGCAAUGACGGGAAUACCGCUACAAAGUUUUUCAAGUUUCUCAAUAAAACUACAGCUAUUACCGGGUUAGAUGAAGAGCUAAUCAAAAGAUUUGCUGUGAUUUUACAAGCGAUAACAUCUGGCGAGACGAUCGACUUAAUCAAAUUUAAGGAUUUUACCCGCAAAACAGCAGAAAAGUACGUAGAAUUACAGCCCGUUCACACUAGUCGUAAAUUAGUAUUGACCAAGUGGACGAACUUACUUAAUGUCUGGAUCCGAACAAACAAAAAUGAUGAAAAAAAAUCAGGAUCAGGGGCAAAGUCGUCAAAGCCAUAUGUAUAUAAAGAGCAAAUGGAUUUUUUGCGUAAAGUUGCUAGACCUAAUCCUCCUCAAGAGUCUGUUGCAUCGCGUAUAUCUCAACCAGGGACAGAAGGCAGUACUCAGUUGUCUGAGAAUUCGCCACGAAGCACUUCGAAUAGACAAAAGACCAUGCCACCAGAGCAACAUAUAAUGGACUUAGAUGUCAAAAUGAGCGAGUUUUUAGACAGCAGGCUAUCACAACAAACUGAUCCCCCAAUUUUAUCAUUUUUUAAAGGUAUCCUACCCUCUGUUACGUCUUUCGACGAUGACGAAACGUUGGAGCUUCAAUCAGGUGUAUUAUCAUUGAUACAACAAAUCAAAAAGAAACGUGAAAACAGACUUUAUGCAAAUAAUUACAAUUACGCGCGUGAUAGCACACGGCGAUCGGGGUAUUCGACACAGAACUAUAAUUAUUUAUCUACCGAUGAAUCCGGAUAUUCCUCUCAAAACCAGGCUGUUCUUACCCCACAUGGGUCUGGAUAUGCAAGACGUCAAACGUAUGAGGAAGGAUCGCCUGCUACAUCUACUUGAGAAGUGAUCGAAAAUAUUUCAAACGACAAUGAAUCUGAAGAGACGCUUCAAGAUUAUACUGAUACUCCAACAACUGCACUAACUGAUACUCCAACAACAGAACUAACUGAUACUCCAACAACAGCACUAACUGAUACUUCAACACCUGUAUUUUUGCCCCAAAACCCCAACAUAGACAUUCGUACACUGUUAGGUAUGCCUAUUACUCCUGACACAAUUGACCGAUCACAAGAGACUCUAGGACAAACAACCCCUACAACCCAAAAUAUAGACAUUAGUCAAGUAAGAACCGAAAUAGACACAGCCACCGAUAGUAACCAAAUAGAAGUAAAUACAGACAAAAUACCAGAAAUAGAAGACGCAAUAGACAGACAGUUAAAACAGUUUCACAUUAGAAAAACACCAGGGAACACAUAG